Molecule: messenger RNA, 5626 nt
Organism: Harmonia axyridis
Lineage: Eukaryota; Metazoa; Arthropoda; Insecta; Coleoptera; Coccinellidae
Product: cytochrome P450 307a1-like
Exons: 3
Coding region: 3579-5096 (505 amino acids)
Molecular function (GO): iron ion binding; monooxygenase activity; oxidoreductase activity, acting on paired donors, with incorporation or reduction of molecular oxygen
Source: RefSeq, a predicted model, not a curated record
AGUAACUCCAUCAUCUCCAGGAGAUGACCGAGGUUUAAGAGAUCUUAUAUGCAGAAUCAAUUCAUUUUCAGUAAUUGGUUCUAAAAAAAUCGAGUUGCUUUGUCUGAAAGAUCUAUUAUCGGAUGCUUGCAAAUUUAAAGUCUGGUCAAUAUUUCUUUGGACCUCCUUUCCAACAUCUAUGAAGAAACCGUUGAAUGCAUCUGCUACAUCUUUCUCAUUCUCUAGGAGUUUGUUAUCUUGAAUGAUGGAAAUCUUCCUUGGUGAGGUUUUUUUUUUGUUUAUAUUAGUAAAUGAAUUCACAGUCUUCCAAAGUUGUUUAUAAUCUGUCCUAAAUUCUGAAAUUUUAUUUAUAUAGUAUGUAUUCUUAGUUUUUUUAAUUAAUUUAUUCAAAAAGUUUCUGUAUGUUUUAUAUUCGUUUGAUAGUUCCUGUGAAAAAGUCUUAAGUGAUAGUUUUUUGAGAGAAUCUCUAUGUUUUAUAGCAUUGAUUAUGCCUUGCGUUACCCAUGGUUUCCUUUUUUUAUUUUCAUUCUUAACUACCUUUUCCCGAGCACACCGAUUGACAAUUGAUGAAAAAGUCCCAAUAAAAGCCUGGUAAUUUUCAUCAACCGUUUUCUCAUUUUCAUAAACCUCAUGCCACGUUUCAUUCUUCAUCAUUUGUAGCAAUCUACCGUGAUCAACUAUUUUAUUUAUUUGAACUGUAUCCGCUCUAUUACAUAUUUUAACAUUAUGUAUGCUGACACCAAUGCAGUAGUGAUCAGUUAUUGCGGAAUGAACAAUUUAAGGUUUUAUCUCUUCUUUUUCUCCCUGAGAAUUUGGUACCUUUAGAAAUAAAUGGUCUAUAACCGUUGCCGAGUCUACGGUAGCUCUUGUUGGUUUAUUAAUACAUGAUAAGAACCCAUUCUCAGCUAAAAUAUCCAGAUAUUUAUUCACUUCAUAAUUACCAGAGUUAUCAAUAUUAAUAUUCAAAUCUCCUAUGAAAACUUCAGUUUCUUGUAUAUCUAUACUUGAAAAGUAAUUUUGAAAGUCUUCUAGGAAAAUAUUUAGAUUCGAUUGAGGGGACCUAUAACUAGCUGUAAGUCCAUAUGUUUUUUCAUCAACCCUCAAUAGACAUCUCAAUAAAUUUGUUUCAUGUAUUUUAUGAAUUUCACAGUGUACUCCUUACAUAUACUAUUACUCCGUCAUUUUUAUUAAAUGAAGAUUCAUUAUAAAAAAUAUCAUAUCCAUCGAUUUCAAAAUCAUCUUUAUUCUCAACUUAAAAAGUCUCCGAUAGCACAAUUGCGCCAAUAUUAUUUAGUUUCACUUGAUUCAAAUAAAUCAUCAAUUCUUCAAAGUUUUUUCGGAUACUACCAAUAUUAAAAUGUAUUAUAUUGAAGUUAUUAUCAUCAGAAAUGUACUCCACUUCGUGAAUUCCCUCGAAAACCUUUGUGCUCAUACUAUUAUACCCAUCAAUUUCUUUGAAAUAAUCUAACAACAUUCAAAACAAUAUAUAAAUGCAACCAAUCGUCGAAAGAAAAACAAAACAAGAUCAAAUUGAACAGAUUGGCUCCGCAAUGUAAAAAAAAUAUAUCAUCAACAAAUAUGUAAAAUAACCUAAUUAUCUGAACUUAAUUAUAAAGGUGCUAAGAUUAUUAAUUCUUAAACUAAGUAUUGUUCAAAUUACAAUGUUCUUGUUAUUAAACACAGACAAAUCUGCACUGUCAUGAAUUUUUUUGAUUUUAUUAUUCAAUGUACGAAAAAGUGUUAAAAUACAGGCUGAAGGACCCUUGGUCGAUGGCCAAUUGCAUAUGCAAUAAAAUACUGUUAUUAUUAUUAUUUUAUUCAUUUUCACAAAAACAUCCCCGAAAUUGGUAAAUACCAGUCUCCUAUCGUGUAUCUGAAUUGCUUCCCUAUAUAGUUGAAAUUGUUUCUUCUGCAAGUCCUCCAUAAUUCCAAUUUGUGUUCCUUUCAAAGUUGAGCAAUUGUGCUGAUAUCUCUCAAAUUUCACAAUAAUUGGUCUAGUCUUCCCAUUAUUCUUUCCUAUUCUGUGAGCUCUCACUAUAUCUUCCUUCCUGAUGUUUGUUUUCAAUUUCGCGUUGAAGAGGUUGAGUACUUUAUCAGUUGUUUUUCUCCUUGCUCCUCGUCUAAGUUGUAUAUGCAGAUAUUAUUAAUUUUACUUCUUUGUUGUAAACUCUGAACUUGAUUUUUCAGCUGACCUUUGGUUAGUUAUGGUAACUUCCAGGGCAUUCGGUUUUUCCGUGAUUUUCACAAAAACUUUAUCAAUAAAUUCGUCAUCAUUGAAAAUAUCUUUCAGUGCUUCUUUGAUUGUGAACUUCAUAUCGUUAACAACUUUCGGAACCAUAAUGAUUUAAAUUAAAUUAUAACAAAUAAACUUGUAUUAAUUAUUUUAUCUGUGCAAUAUUCAAAUGAAUUAGAUUCGUUUCUUUUCACGGAGCACAACCGAAAACACGUCUACCUGAUGCGUGCCAUAUGAUGAAUAUCUUUCUUAAUAUUGGAACUUUUUACCUUCUGUGCACUGGUUUUUGUUGGGACCUUGGUUGACUAAAUCAUUUCAUUUAAUAAACGAUUAUUUCCCAUCAGAAUAUUAUUCUUACUCCUACAUUCUUACCAAAGCGACUUCAGAUAAAAAAUUUUCGAUUGGAGCAGUUCACUUGAAUCGUUAACUUGGGAAACUUCAUCAGUCGAUUUUUGCAUGUAAAUCUCAUGCUGACAGGUGGUUGUUUUUUGCUUGCAGCAAGUAUCAGACACGAUGGAUGAAACAUACCCCGCACAUUUAGUGCAGUUGACAAACUCCUCAACUCUUCUAUUGCAAUCAAAGCAAACUUUAUCCCUUAAUUUAAUUAAUUUCAAUGUUUUCUUGAGAAAUCGUGAGUCGACUUACUUUUGCAUCCACACUCGAACACAUCUCGCGUAAGAAAUCUUUAUUGAAAUCCUGGAUGAAUCACCCCUCUCAUUUUGUGUCUCUAAUUCAACCUUGUAGAUGAAUAAAACAUAUGAAAAUCAAUAAUAUAUUACUUUCAUUUCAUAAACAUGUGAAAUAAACUAACAUUAAUGACUUCAAUUUCUAUAUCAUAACAUAUUUUAUUAUUAUUACCUAUAUUCUGCAGGUACUUUGGAAAUAAACAAAAACCUUUGUUUUUAUAGUUUUACCUCACACUCCGUAGUCAGUCCCUAAGAGCUGAUUUUUUCUGUUUCAUUCAUAAUAGGUAAAUCCUCUUCAUUCAAACUCUCCCCAAAUCACGAAAACAAUAUCUAACCUAAUCCUGCCUUGCCUUGACCACGAAAGGAAAUAAUGGAAUAAAAUAAUAUUAUCGAAUUAACUUAGUUAACAUCGGAAAUGGGUGACAUAAAAAAGAUGAAAACACGAAGAUCCUUAUAGAUCUAUUGUCAUUCUUAUUCAUUUAAUCGUAUACCUUCGAAACCUCAGUUGAAUACAUGCAUCUAAAUAGGACAUGGGGGUAUUUAAAUGAAUGAACUACAUUCCAUAACUCAGACAGCAGUUUGCGCCAAGAGCAGACAGUUGGCUCUCUAUAACCAAAAAUCAGAGUGUUUAUUGAAAAUAACAACAACAAAAAUACAUCAUGAUUUCACUGCUUCUCCUCAGUCAAUUCACAAUGAUAUUAAUCGUUAUACUCAUGGUUAUAGUACUUCUGGUAAUCUAUGAAAACAAGAGAUCCAACAGUAAACUUCCAACCUUAGACAAUGGUCUUCUUCUACCUCCAGUGCCUUUUCAACUGCCGCUAAUUGGUCACCUUCAUCUGAUGGGCGGAUAUGAUGUCCCAUAUAAAGCCCUAACCGAAAUCGGAAGAAAAUAUGGAAAUGUGGUGAAACUACAGUUAGGCAAUGUGAAAUGUGUAGUUGUAAAUGAUCAGAGAAAUAUCAGAGAAGCUAUUAUCAAUAAGAGCCAUCAUUUCGACGCUAGACCAAAUUUUGCAAGAUAUGAACAUCUUUUUUCUGGAAACAAGCAAAAUUCUUUGGCCUUUUGUGACUGGUCUGAAGUGCAAAGAACACGUAGAGAUAUGCUGAAAUUCCAUACUUUUCCAAGGGUAUCUACUGGUAUCUUCAACAGUUUGGAAUCCAUAAUAAACAAAAAUACACAAGGGAUCAUUGCGAAAGUAGACACAGGAAAACCAGUGAACUUAAAACCCAUUAUCAUACAGCACUGUGCCAAUAUUUUCACUAAACAUUUCUGUACCAAACAAUUCAGCUACAACGAUAAAGAAUUCCUCAAUAUGGUCGAAGACUUCGAUGAAAUAUUCUACGAAGUAAAUCAAGGAUACGCAGCAGAUUUUUUACCCUUUCUUAUGCCUUUUCACAAGGGAAACUUAAAAAGAAUAUCUUCCUUAACCCACAAUAUAAGAAAUUUUGUAUUGAAUAGAAUUAUUGAAGACAGAUACGAAAAAUUCAACAAAGAAAAUGAACCAAAAGAUUACGUUGAUGAUUUGUUAAGGCAUGUGAAAACCGAAGGUGAAUUCGACUGGGAAACAGCCCUAUUUGCCUUAGAAGACAUAAUUGGAGGACACUCGGCUGUCGGAAAUUUUUUUAUGAAAUUGUUAGGUUUUUUGGUUAAAGAGACUGAGGUUCAGAAAAAAAUUCAGAAGGAAAUCGACAAUAUUAUAAGCUCAGAAGGAAGAGAUAUACUGAUUAAAGACAGAAAUAGGAUGCCAUACACAGAAGCUACAAUAUAUGAAGCAAUUAGAUUAAUCGCAUCUCCCAUUGUCCCGAGAGUUGCAAAUCAAAACAGUUCUAUUGACGGUUAUCUGAUUGAAAAAGACACCCUCUUACUACUCAAUAACCACGACCUCAGUAUGUCGAACAAACUUUGGUUACAUCCUGAAAAGUUUAUGCCUGAAAGAUUCAUCAAGGAUGGGAGAAUUGUGAAACCAGACCAUUACUUACCAUUUGGAGGUGGUAAAAGAUCUUGUAUGGGAUACAAAAUGGUUCAAUUGAUCAGUCUAGGGAUACUAGGAGGAUUGUUGCAACACUACACAAUCCAUCCGGUGGAUAAAGAGGAAUACAAAGUGCCAAUUGGUUCACUGGCUCUGCCAAAAAAUACUUUUCAUUUCAAAUUCAUCAAAAGAUUCGCUCCUAGUUGCUAAUCUUCCUAAAGUUAACUUGAGAUUUUUAUUACUUCCUGAUAAAGGAUGCCUCAUUUCAUAAUCAUUUCCAUGAAAAGAAUCAUUAUCUUAUUUUACAAGUAAUAAAUAUCUCAAUUCUAUCAUUACACAUUGUGGCGAAAUGAAUAAGCAAUACAUUUGUUCACUUAAAUCAAAGAGCAUGAUAUUAUACGCUUAUGAAUUUGUCAAAUGCAGAUGCUUUUAUUUAUGGAGAAGUUAAAAUAUUCAAUAUCCAUUGUAACAGUAUUAGAGAGAAUGUUUCUAUAAAUUCAUCAGUCUCAUAUUAUGAAAACCUGAAACAGACUGUAAAUUUCUUCACUGGAAUAAAGCGUCUUACAUUACAAGUGUUAUACUUCAUAACCCUGAGAUAUGAUGGAUAUAUUUUUUAUUUAUUAUUGUAUUGAGAUUGUUAUAGGUUCAUCUCCUCUCGAACUGACUUAGUUUUAUUAUAUUUUUAAGAUUGAAGGUAUGUAAUAAUAUGUAUUUCGUACUCAAAAAUUGACACAAUUAUA